Messenger RNA from Chaetomium globosum CBS 148.51, 573 nucleotides. RefSeq lists its product as uncharacterized. The coding region runs from base 1 to 573 and encodes 190 amino acids. Gene Ontology annotation, cellular component: mitochondrion. The record is from RefSeq and is a predicted model, not a curated record. Gene Ontology annotation, biological process: regulation of lipid metabolic process. The transcript is spliced from 2 exons. Lineage: Eukaryota; Fungi; Ascomycota; Sordariomycetes; Sordariales; Chaetomiaceae.
AUGUCUCCAAAUACGGUGCGAUUCCGGGCCUUUGCCGCGCGGUAUGGCCAGACAAUACACCAGCUUAAUAUGCGGAUGUCGGUCGCUGUAAUACGGAACAAAGAUGCCGAGCAACGAGCGAAGGAGAAGGCCGAAGCCCCCGUGGUAAAAACAGAGGAGCAAGUCAAGAAGGAAGAGGAGCUCCGAGCUAAGUACGGGACGACGGCGCGGGAGUCGAUCAAGGAGCACAAAGAGGCCCCCGUCAGCAUUUGGAAGCGCAAGUUCAGGUCGCUUCCCGAGGGCAAAGCGGUCGACCUUUUUGCCGACGUGGUUGGUGAUGCGUUUAUUCUUGCGGUUGCGGGAGGGUUGAUAACGUAUGAGUACUGGAGGUCAUCGCAGAAGCCGGAUAAGAACAAAGAGAUGAUCGAGGAACUACAACGUAGGAUGGAAGAACUAAGGAUAAAAGAGGAGGAACUCGAGGCCGAGGAAAGAAGGCAGCACGAGCGGGUGCAGCUGAUUGAGGAGGCGUUGAGGGCGUUCAAAGACCCGAAGACGAAACUGCCCCUCCUAGCGGCCCCAACGGCGACAGCUUGA